AUCGAAUCAAAUAGCAGGGCUGCUUAUCAUGCCGUCGGAAAAACGCCGUGGCGGUGGCCGUGACCGGCAGAUGUGCACUUCUUACGGCUUGACAAAGAAAUAACCUAGGAGGGGGAAUUCGAACGAUGGAUAUGAUUCCCCGAAUCAUCUCUGCCAGCUCGGACAACUCAAGUCGACCACCAAGCAGUCCGCAAUGGCCCUCGGUUGUUUCAAGCCGUCUUACAAUGAACCUCGAGUGGCGCAUCCACGUAGCGAUCGGCAGUUGGCGCAAGCCUUGUGGCCUGGAAUCUCGCCCGAGGGAUUCCGCGCCGAAGUAGGCAUGUACACCAGCCUUUUGGAGCGCAUCAACGCCAAACUCGACGUCGUGGACAGUGACUCCAGCGAUCUCCACCCGAUCACGUCGGAAGAUCUGUUAAGGGUUAUCGACGAUGUCAGACGCCUGAAGAGGUCGCCAAGGACGGAGAUAUUGGGAGAGGUCAAGAAGAGUCUGUCGCCUAAAACCCCAUCGGAUGAUUCACUCUCAAAGGCAAUCGAUGUAGCCGCCGGCUUGUGGUUGACACUAGACAUCCGAUCGUCCCCGCCGGCCGGACUAUCAGGGGUGCUGCAUUGGGCCGACGAUCAGAGUAUUAUCUCUCUGGUCAACGCCUCUUUCCAAACAGGUUCUGCCACGGAGGAUGUUAGGAAAGGAUCUGUCAAGAACAGCUUGACAGUAGCAAACCUCGUCAGCAACCAUGAUUUCAGAAUACUCUGGACCCAUAACCUGGCCGACCAUCUCAAAUUAGACAGAGACAGCAGAGUUCUCACGGUCUAUGAGCACAAGAUUUGCCUGCGGAAUCACCGCCGGUCGAGCGACAGCACGGCUCUACCCUUGGCGAUCGCGGAAGAGGCCAUCGACACGCUCAACCUCCUCUUUCCCAGGCAUCACCAUCCAACCAAGUCGCUACUUCGAAAGCAUGGAAAGAGUUUUGGCGGCCUUGGAACUUGCGGCCAAUCCAGGACGGUGGAGCUAAGCAAAUACCCGUUCUGGGGAGAACGAGUCGAGGCGCUCAGCAAAGUGCUAGACGAGGUGCCAGUCGGAGCACACCAGUUUAUGCUCAAAAGGGAUGGGAAGAACGCGCUCCAGUUUGCCACCUUCUGGAUAGCGACGGCCAUUGGGAUCUUAACCAUCAUCAGCUUCGUCACGGGGGUCAUAUCGGCUGUCUAUGCUCAGAAGGCUUAUGACCUUGCCCUUCUUCAGUAUCAGCUCUCACUCGCCCAGGCCUGUUCAGUUCCCGAUACUGCGGCUCAACUGUCCAGGUUUUGCUCCUAGGCUUAUACAACAACCUCUCCUUGAUCUGCCUGGUCAGAUUGGCAAGUUGUGUGGAUUAUUCUGGCCCGGCUGGUAUAAUGUUGCACGGCUUGAGCGACCGGCUCUUCCAUCAGCCACAGCCGGAACAUCUGAUAGAG
This is a messenger RNA of Ilyonectria robusta, 1446 nucleotides long. RefSeq lists its product as uncharacterized. NCBI's taxonomy places the organism in Eukaryota, Fungi, Ascomycota, Sordariomycetes, Hypocreales, Nectriaceae. The record is from RefSeq and is a predicted model, not a curated record. The coding region runs from base 194 to 1309 and encodes 371 amino acids. The transcript has a single exon.